UUCAGUCUUGUGAGGUCUUUUGAAUAUAUAAAACGUGUCGAGCUACAAUUCAUUGAAAACAUAUAUUUCCAUGGACAAUAUAUAAAAUAAUUAAUAUCUAGCCCCAGGAUGCUGUGACGGGCUGGUGUUUGCGAAAAUUAAUAAAAUAAACCUUAAAAUUGAUUUGGUGUAUACAAUUAAAAGGAGCUUACGCAUUCGUUUUAUCAAUUAGUAUCAAGAAGAUGCAAAUUAGUGAAAAGCAAAUAUGUAAAAGUGAAUAUUUUGCAUAUGGCUGCAAUUUUGUGCAAACUGUAAACGUUUCGUUAAAUGCAUUUCCCAUAUAAAUAAUAUAUAACAACAACAAAUAAUACAUUAAAAUGCUAUAGAAAAUCCGAAAUUAAAUGUGGUAAACGGAAAUGAGUCUAAAUAACUCCACAUUUCAAACAGCUUUUGUUGACAUUAGGAUUUUAAUGAGUUUCAAUUAAAAAGCGUAUGUGAAAUGUCAGAGCACAUUUAACAAGCAAUAUUAAAAUUCCAUAUCAAAGAAGAAAAAGAAGAGUGUGUGUGUGCGAGACACAAAGAGUGUGAGAGAGGGUACACAAAUAAAUCAAUCAAUUAAAAUUGUAAACGAGCUACACAUCCACAUCCAAUUCCAGGCCCAGGGCCCCGUCCGAAGAUGGACACACGUAUACACAAUCUAACACUGCCAACGCCAGCCGCAACAACAAUUAUGUCCACGUCAGCAGCAGCAGCAGCCGCAGCAACAACGGCGAUGGCCGCUGCGAUGUCUAGGGCCACAGCAACAACAAAUGCCCCAGCAGCAACAACACUGGAAACAACAACGACAUCAACUGGACCAGGCACAUUUUUUACAUACAGCAUACCAGGCAUGGACAUCGCGCCGGGACCAUUUAUAUUCACCUACGUUAGUGAAUUUUUAUCGCUUAUCACGCCGGAAGAAUUGCCGCUUGAUUCUAUACGGGAUGUACUACAUAAGAAUGGUAGCCUAAUCGACUUUGCCUCUAAUGCCAUUAAAAUCGAAUCGGGCUUCAUCGCACUGAUGAGCAUAUUUGCCAUACUGGCUUUGGUGCCACUGAUUGCCACCUGUGCUUGGUGCUGCGGCCGUCGGAGCACACAGGAUGAAGUGGACCUCAUACGGAACGCCCCGGUGCACAUUCGCGACGAGUCCUUGGAGGAAAGUCUGCGAUGUCGCAAAAGUGCUUCGGUAGUCACACUUUGGAUUGUCUUCAUACUGCUCACGCUGAGCGACCUUAGCAUAUUUUAUGCCAAUAGUCGGCUAUCGACUGGGAUUGAGAUGACGCCGGAGAUGGUCAAGUCGGCGGUGCACGACGUGGAGGUUUUUUUAAAGGAUACGCAUCUACAAAUCAAACACAAACUAGAUAAUGGCUUUCAUGUUUCCGUCGAGAAAGUUGUCAAAGACUUGGAAGACGUGGAUGUUCUCCUUGGCGAACCAAUUCAAGCGGAAAUAUCUGCACACACUGGCCUCGAGCUGGCAUAUGAUUCAUUGACAACACUUAGCCUGGCGAAUGCGGAGCUCAUUUAUCGCGUCCUUAUGCUUCAAGAGACCGUCGGACGCGCUCUGAAGCUCUCCCAGGAGGCAGCCGCCCGCAUGGAGGAGCUACAGAUACAAUUAUCCGUGCUGCAGCGCCAGUGCACGUACCGAGAUCGUCCGCUCUGUGACACAUUGCGUAUACGCAGCUUCGAGGAAAACGGGGUUGUCGAUGCGCUCAAGACGCUGCAAGAGGACCAGAGCAUCUUUCGCAUGCGAUACUUGGGCGAAAUUGAAUUUGGUUCCACUGUCAAGAAUCUGACAUCGGAAGUUGGCGUCUCACGUUCAAUUUUCAGCAAUUUCCCGCAACAAGUUAAGCACGAUACAGCAUAUGAACGAAACUAUACGCUGGAGCAGCUGGCGAGCAUAAGGCACAGGACGACAGCCAAUGCCCAGCUGUUGACAUCGACAAUUAAUGCGUUGCUGGAGCGUCUGGAUCGAACGUGGCCAGCACUGGAGCCGGCUUACAUAGAGCUUAAGGAGUGGGCGAACACGUACUGGGGUAUUGGAUGGAUUGCCGCCAUGGUCAUCGUUUGGGUGCUGCUCUUUAUGCUAAUGUCCUACUGUUGCUUCCUCUGCGAGUCGAACGCCAAGUCCGGCAUUGUCUUCUUCGUUACCGUCUUGGUCAUUUGCCUGGGCAGCAUUGGACUCACCUUCUAUGGCGUCUUCUCCCUCGCCAUUGGCGGUAACGUCGAGGUCUUCCUCUGUCGCUCCAUCCAAGGCCCAAACUACGAGAUGCUGGGCAAGCUAUUCGAUAAGCCCGGCUAUGUGUAUGCAGCAGAGCCCCAAACAGGCAUCAUUGGAGAGCUCCUUCGUCCCGCUGGCGUCAAUCGCUCCGUUGUCAACGUCAAUCUGGGCACAGCACUCAGGGGCUGCGAACAAAAUCAAGCAUCGUACAAUGUCUUUCAAUUGGAUGCAUUCGUUAAUACCACCAAAAUAGCCGACUUAAAACAAUUCCCGAAAGUAUCAACGGCCAUCGAUGCCAUUUCGGUAUCGGAGCGAACGCUCCUCUCGCUGACCCAAUCUAUUCAGAAUAUUUUGGAGAACAUGUUGCAAACGUCAGCCUUUAAUCUGACCACGUAUCGGAACAGCGUUGGUGCACCCACGCCCGAGAAGGAUUUAGCCACAUUCAUUGAUCAAAUGCAGCGCGUUGCCCUCCAGAUUCAAGAUGUGGCCACUUCGUCCCGCAUGACAACUUUGGGCAGUCGGUCGAAACGAUUGCAAGCUUCGAUACUGCAGCCGCUUGAGAAUCUGCAGAAUGAAAUACUUUACCAUCUGACUGCGUUGGAGCUGCAGAGAGAUCCCUGGGCGAAGCAGGUUAAUCAGACACUCAAUCACUUGAAAAACAUUCAAGGAUAUUUGGAGAACAAAGCUGGGGAGAUCUGUCACAAUCUGACGCGCGUCUAUACAGAGCGCCUCAAGACAUACCUGACCAGCAGUCGAGCCACAAUGGAGUCACAGCUGGGGGAUACCACAACCAAGUGCCGUCCGUUCUACGAUACGUUUGAUGCCAGUCGGAUAUUUUUGUGCCGCAAUCUGGUGGACUUUGUUAAUGGUCUGUGGUUCUUUGUCUUUCUGACUCUGUUGCUCUGGGCCAUUGGCACACCAGUUGGCCUCAAUCUGAUCACCAUACAGACGCGACUGAAUGCCAUGUUGCUGGCACAGAAGCGAAACAAGGGGAAGCAGCGCAGGAGUGACAGAGACAGUGAACGGGACCAGCGAGGAACUGGCACACGUGGACGCCCGAAGCAGCGGACGAGCAACGCUGGGAAGCGAGAACAGCAACGGGAUCGAAGCACUAGUAGUGCAACGGCACGCUCCCGACCACCAUUACGACGCACUGCCACAGAGGAAACUUUAGACAUAGCUGACGAGGACUCCACGCCAUCGAGACAGCAGCACCAACAGCAUCAUCACCCACAACAGCAGCGGCGACAGGAGUCGGAGCAACGUGAAUUGGAUCGUGAGCGAGGACGUGAUCGCGAGCAGCGGAGCCGAGAGCGUGAGCUGAGUCGUGGACGAGAAAUGGCGAUGAGCAAUACCCCAGUUCGAAGUCGCCAGCAGCUACGUCGCGCUGAACCAAUGCCCGAGGAUGACAAUUGGGGUUCAUCCAGUGCACCCAGUAGAGCCAACUCCAAUGAGCGCGAAAGCAGUCAGUCUAGAAAGAUCAUCAACAUUUGGCAGUCGAGAAAUAAGAUCAAGGCACCGAUUCGCCGCCAAGGUACUGAGGAGCUAGACUUUGAGGAUGAACAAGCACAGCAGGACAGCGGACAGCGGAGGGCCAAGUCCAGCGCCAGUCCCGAGUUGCGACAAUUCGAGAACCGACGCCAACAGCAGCAACACCCGGACAAUCGAUCCCAAUCGCAAGCUAAGUCCAAGUUGCGUAGUACGAAUGUGGACAGAGCUAGUAGCCAAGUGGCUCGUCGUCCGGUCACGCCCGUUCUGAGCGUCAAUCCCGAUGUGCCAGCUGCCGUGCCGAUGCCCCGAACGCCAAUGCGUUUGAGGAGCAAGGUCUCAUUGACAGCCCGAGCCGUGCAGGAUAUUGUGAAUAAGCGAAGCCAGCGUCUCCAACGUACUGGUACCGAUGAAUUUGAUCUAGAUGAGAGCGAUACCUACGGUACUGGAGCACAUCUGGACGCGGACGUCGCUGCCGCACGUCGCACUCCGCCACGCAGCGCACCUCCGCCUCCACCGCCACCGACGACCGGGAUGAACAGCGACAAAGACUAUAUAAUCUGAACCUAACCGAAAACUCAACCUUUUUUUCUUGUACCGCCAACCGUUUCGUUCCCCAACAACCCAUCAAAAUAAUCCAAAAUCAGAAGCGGCGGCGAACGCACUGUACGUUGGAAUGAAGAGGAGGAUUUUGUCUUCGAAGAUGCUGACUCACCUACACCAAAUCGCCAUUGAGAGCCCAGCUUGCUAAUUAGUUACCCUUAAGAUAUAUCUUUUGUAUUUCAACAUAACAAUAUUUUUGAUUUAUUAGGAUGAAUUUAGUCUAUUCAGUCUAGUCUAUGAUAGUAUCAAGCUUUUCAAUAAUUCUUAAGCAUUUAAGUUGCGACUUAAUCACAAAUAAAGAAUGGUGCAACAAUCACAUACGAUAUACAAAAUAUAUA
Molecule: messenger RNA, 4665 nt
Organism: Drosophila sulfurigaster albostrigata
Lineage: Eukaryota; Metazoa; Arthropoda; Insecta; Diptera; Drosophilidae
Gene: prom
Product: prominin-1-A
Exons: 19
Coding region: 656-4288 (1210 amino acids)
Cellular component (GO): membrane
Source: RefSeq, a predicted model, not a curated record